Apodemus sylvaticus (European woodmouse) is the source of this 2138-nucleotide messenger RNA. RefSeq names its product receptor accessory protein 2 (gene Reep2). Gene Ontology annotation, biological process: endoplasmic reticulum tubular network organization. Gene Ontology annotation, cellular component: endoplasmic reticulum membrane; endoplasmic reticulum tubular network; cytoplasmic microtubule. The coding region runs from base 383 to 1141 and encodes 252 amino acids. The transcript has 8 exons. Gene Ontology annotation, molecular function: taste receptor binding; microtubule binding. Lineage: Eukaryota; Metazoa; Chordata; Mammalia; Rodentia; Muridae. The record is from RefSeq and is a predicted model, not a curated record.
CAACCUGAUGUGGGCAGGGCGGGAGGUGGGCUGCAGCUGAUGUCAAAGGAUGGAACCAAACGGGAACCCCGCCAAGACUCUGGCCUCCAGCUUGAAGCUCCAGGACAGUGAACAGGCGAUUUAGAGGGAGGCUGGGCACGGGGGUGAAAGCGCAUGCCCAGGCCCAGCAGGUGCUGGGGGGGCGCGCCGACACCGCGGCCUCCCCUUUAAGAGGCGCCACCGCCCACGGCCCGCCGCUGCGGCAGGGACCUCCCCUUUAACGGCGGCAACUCCGCGCUCCGCUGACCCCACGGCGGCUGCCGCUGCUAACAGCAGCUCCUGCUGCUUCAGCCGCCGGCCUCGGGCAGCUGCAUCCCCACCCGGGCUGGGUCCCCGCCCCGCCAUGGUGUCCUGGAUCAUCUCUCGCCUGGUGGUGCUCGUCUUUGGCACCCUGUACCCAGCCUAUUCUUCCUACAAGGCCGUGAAGACCAAAAACGUGAAGGAAUACGUAAAAUGGAUGAUGUACUGGAUUGUCUUCGCCUUCUUCACCACAGCCGAGACACUUACGGAUAUAAUACUGUCCUGGUUCCCCUUCUACUUUGAGCUCAAGAUCGCUUUUGUGAUAUGGCUGCUGUCCCCUUACACCAAGGGCUCCAGCGUUCUCUACCGCAAGUUCGUGCAUCCAACACUGUCCAACAAGGAAAAGGAGAUCGACGAAUACAUCACACAAGCCCGAGACAAGAGCUAUGAGACCAUGAUGAGAGUGGGCAAGAGGGGUCUGAACCUCGCCGCCAACGCUGCAGUCACAGCCGCUGCCAAGGGGGUGCUGUCGGAAAAGCUGCGGAGCUUUAGCAUGCAGGACCUGACUCUCAUUCGAGAUGAGGAUGCGCUGUCGCUGCAGGGCCCGGAUGGCCGCCUGCAACCUGGCCCUGCGGGUCUCCUGGACACCAUCGAAGACUUAGGAGAUGAGCCUUCAAUGAGUCUAAGGUCAAGCACAAGCCAGGCAGAUCCCCGGACAGAAACCUCAGAAGAUGACCUCGGAGACAAGGCACCCAAGAGGACCAAACCUAUCAAAAAAGUACCCAAGGCUGAGCCACCAGCUUCCAAGACGCUAAAGACCCGGCCCAAGAAGAAGAGUUCUGGAGGGGGCGAUUCGGCUUGAGAGGCUCAGCCCCGCCCACCCCUCCAUCCAUAGGACAGUAGCAAGCACCGAGAAGCGCCGCAGCCCUGUCCCCUCCAGCAAUGGGCCACCAGCCCCAAGUGUUUCAGACCUGCAACCCCCCCCCCCUCCAGAUGGCUGUUUCCAGUCCCCCCUUCCCAGGAACCCUCCUCCGGAGGGGGCGUGGCGAAGAGGAGGUUGAGGACAGAUGCGAUGACUAAAGCCUUGGGAGGUGGAGGCUCAGUGGCCAGCGCUGCUCUUGCUGCUGCUCUAGUCCCGCCCUGCCCGUCCAGUGCCUUGCUGACCAUGGCCAUCCCUUCUCUGAGGCCUGACCUGCCCACCACCCCCUCCAGGGAGGGGGCCUUGAGAAGGGAAUGAAUCGGGGCAGGCCUGGGAGGAGGGCGGUACUGGGUACAGCUAUGCGUGGAGACACGGGCUUUCAAUAAGCAACAUGGCCAUGCGAGAACUGCAGCUGGUAGGGCUGUGUAUUCUACCAAGAGAGGCGAGAUUCCAAGGGUGUGCGUGCCGGGGAGGUUGGGUGAAAGGGGUCACCUGCUCCCUACAUCAGCCCUGGUCUUUCUUCCUCUUUAUCCACCCCUGCUGGUCUCUGAACCUCAGAGGUCUCAAGCCCUUGACAGAACGAGGCUCUGAGGGACCCCUCCCUCCCCUUCCACCCUGACCCCUUUUACGCGUGCGUUCACACCGUAGACUGGACUCCUCCUGCUCCGCCACAGAGGCCCUGCCAAGCUCUGUGUCCCCUUUCCUCUCCUCUAAAGGGGACCCAUCCCACCUCACCAUGAGGUCCUCUUCCUGGGCCAAGCAAACCCCUGACAGAACCAACCCGGACCCCACCCCUGGCCUCGGUUCUGCCAGCCUCACUGGGGCCAAGUGGAACCUGUGACAGGAGAGAGAUGCAGGAGCUGCAGGCUCCCCAUUCCAUGGUGCCCACUGGACCUGGGCACUGGAUGAGCCAAUACACGAAACUCUGACACCUCCUUUA